AUGAAGUCGCUUGCAAUACUUUUGGUCUUAGUGCUUCAGUCUUUUAAAUCUGGUUAUUCAGCUCAGCUUCACGAGUUGAUGACCGAUGAAGAAAUUCAAUCCGUAUUUCAAAGCAAUCGCGAUAGUGUACCAAAGUAUGAAGUAGUACCGAUUUUGCACUCAAUGAACAAAAAAAAUGUUAAGUAUCCCGAAGUUUACUUCCAUGCUUUUGGAAAUGAUAUAUCGUUGUACUUGUGGCCUGCCGAGGGAUUAUUAUUUGGAAAACACACACCUGUUUAUACGGUACAGAGUGAUAAACUGUCGUCAACAGGCUUACGUUACACAGAGUACGAUGAAUAUGGUAUCUAUUAUGCUUUUCGCGAUGAUAACAAUAAUGCAGCGAUAAUUGUUCGCGAUGGAAUGUACAACAAAUAUAAAUUUGAUGGAACUUUUAACAAAAACUACGUGAUCAGAUCUCUCUCGCCUCGCGUGAUAGAAAAUGUGAUACUUAAAAAUAUAUCAUUCUUCAAAGCAAACUUAUUCCCGACACCUAAUUCGCGUAGUUCAUAUUUUCUGGCUAACCACCACGUUAUAUAUCGGAUGAAUGACACGAAUAUUAAGCUAAAGAAUCCUAGAAAUCUUAUUUUUCCAGACAACCCAGUUGACCAAGAUGCAACACCGUACUUGAAUGGAUACCGUGUUAAUGAUAAUGCAAUAGAUGUUGAAGCUAUGAAGCCUAUGGGAAAGUUUCUGUACAAUGAAACUAAAUUUGGAAAAAAUUCUUAUGACAUUGCUGUCUUGCUUACUAAAUUACAAGUAUGUGAAUGGACUUCACCAAGAAAUGAUAGAUCACAAUGUAUUCCUUUAAGAGGAAUAAGUAACUUUGGAUCAGCAUGUGCGUGGAGUAAGAGCAAUAAAGCGGUUGAAGCCAUCGCAUUUGUACACGACGAAGGAUUCAAUGGAAUUGCUACCGCUGCUCAUGAAUUAGCUCAUGUAUUGGGAGUACCACAUGAUGGUUCAGCGUCAGCUCGUUAUGUAGGGGGCCCUGGAGCUACCAGGUGUAAAUGGGAAGACGGAUAUUUAAUGAGCAGCAAUCGGUUUGACAAAAAAGCAUUCACGUGGUCUAAAUGUACCAAAGAGUGUUUCAAGCAUUUCUUGCAACUACCGAUAGCUAAAUGUCUUUUUAAUAAACCGACGAUGAACAGAGAACUACCGAAGAUUUUACCGGGGACGCUACUGUCUUUAGAUGAACAGUGUGCUGAGGCAGGAGCUCUAGAUGCUUGUCAUCACGACGAACGAGCAUGUACGUUGCUCUUCUGUUCGAGAAAAAAUAACUCUGAUGAUUGUUUCUCCACUGGACCAGCUGCUGAAGGGUCCACUUGUGGCAAUGAGAAGAUUUGCAUUCAAGGACAGUGCGUUAAUAAAAGACAAUGGAGAACUCCCGGUAUUAAACAUUAA
Cotesia congregata is the source of this 1437-nucleotide messenger RNA. The record is from the annotation of a GenBank genome assembly. Lineage: Eukaryota; Metazoa; Arthropoda; Insecta; Hymenoptera; Braconidae.